GAAGUUCCCAAUUAAGUGCCCGACUGCCCGUCACACGGUGCCCGGCUGGCGAAACUUUUUUACUUUUUUCUAUCUCACUUUCAGUCCCAGCAACGAAACAUCAAGGAAAUAAACUUGGUAAACUUUAUAUAACUUUAGGGUACUCACCGUCUACAGUCAUGGACGGACUGCGAGACUCCUCUUCGCCUGCUUUGGCUUUCGAAAAGGACGCGUUGCAGCUCACAGUGGAGGAUGUUUAUGACAUUUCUUACGUGAUCGGGAGAGAUUUGUUAAAAAUUAGCAAGGCGGGUGCACAUGUUUCUGACCUACAAUUCCGAAUUGUCCGUGUUUUGGAGAUGUUUGAGGUGUUGGUCAACAAGUACAACCUGUCUUUGGAGGAGUUGAAAAUGGAGAGAGACAGCCUGAAACGAGAACUGGACCGAGUGGUCGGGGAAAAAUCAUCUGAACAGGGCUCGACACUGGGACCCAACAAGCUGGUGGUGGACCUGAAGGACCCCAACCGCCCUCGCUUCACAAUGCAAGAACUUAAAGAGGUGCUGCAGGAGAGGAACCAACUCAAGGCCCAGCUACUUAUAGCUCAGGAGGAGUUGCAGCUAUACAAGAGUGGUCUUCUGUCAGGUCCAGCCCAGCCCACAGAGCUGGCCAUGGUGGAGGUGGAGCUGGAGUCUGCCCCCAGCACGCCAGCCAUCUCCCCUCACAUCACCACCAUCACAGAGGAGGAUGAGAGCAAAGAAGAGCCCAAAGAGGAAUCCAGGGAAGAGAAGACCGCCAUCCAAAAACUGUUUUCAUUCCGCCGGAAAUAGGAGACCCUUUGAUGACCAGCCUCGCAACUAGAGCCCUGACUUAGGUGACCAUUUUUUAUACACAGGUUAUAUUUUUUACAUGGAUGAUUGUCAAUGAUUGAACAAUUAUUUUUUAAAUUCCAGUUCGCUCACAUGUCAGUGCAGGGUGAUGAUAUACCCAUGUAAAAUAUGUUUGAGAUAAGAGACACACAGUGCCUUAUGGGUGAUUUUCUAAAUGCAGUGGAAAAACAAUGAGACUUCCACAGUGAAAUGUAAAAGUUUGGGCGCCCCUGGUCAAUAUGUCUGUUGCUGUGAAUAGCAAAGCAGGUGAAAGUGAUUUCCUAAAUGUACAGUACAAGAGGUCAAAUUUGUUUUGCUGCUCUCCUUUAUUUAAAUCAUUGACAUUCAUUUUUCAAAAUCCAGUUUCAUUUCUCCCUUAAAAUGGUGGAUUUUUAGUUUCCUUAAAAGGAGAGCUCAAAUCUCUUGGGAUGCCCAGACUGUUGUGAUACUUUUUUCCUUCUUCCAAUGGUUAAAAAAAAAAAAAAAAAAAACAGUUUAAUGUUCUAAUCACUUAACUAUUCAAAGUAACAGGAGUACAUUUUGACCAGGAGUGCCCAAACCUUUAAAUGCCAUAAAACUCAUAACACACAAAUAGACUCCACUGAGUGAGGUCACUUUCCUUAGCAGUAUUUAUAUCAAUCUUUAAGAAGAAUAAUUAUGCAUAAUCCCUAGACUGGGAUUAUUUUAUCAUUAAUCAUAGUUUUAAAUGUGUUCUUUACUUGUCUAUCAGAGGGAUGGGGUAGCUGGCCGAAUAGGGCUGAAAUUGUUUGUAAAUCAGUAACAUUCCAUUUUGGCAUUGAAGUAUGGGGUAAAAUCAGUGCAAACCAUAGACCCUUUCAACUGCAGAAACAAACAUGUGCGUUCCUAAGGCAUUUCCAGUAGCACAAAAAAUGCUACUGGUAACUUGGGACCAACAAAAAAGUAUUAAAGUCGACAUUUUGUAUAACAUUAUGCUAAAGUAUCUAGAUAGUUAGAUAGAUGCUUGAAUUUCCCCUUGGGGAUCAAUAAAGUAUCUGAUCUGCAUUGGUUUUGAAUGUUUCAACCAGAAACCCUCUAGGAACAGAUUGAAAGGGUCUAUAGGCAGUUUGUGGUUUCAUUUGGGCAAUGUGUUAAAAGUAAAUCAAUAAAAAUAGAAUCCAACCAGUAUCUAAAGAAACAUUAUUAGUGAAGCUUCUAUACAGUUGUAUUUUAUUGACAGCAACAAAUAGUUACACUGUAUUCACUGUGUGAUACUAUUUACAUAAAAUAAGAAAAUGGUGUUUUUCAAGCUUUAGUAAUAGGGUUGUUUAACAGUAUGAGAGCUCUGUUUAGCUGUAACAUUUCCUAUACAAUUUGUACAAACCCCUAGUUUUAAGAAAACACUAAUGUUUGUGUCAUUUGUUGUUAAAAAUAAACUUUUAAAAGAG
Molecule: messenger RNA, 2248 nt
Organism: Alosa alosa (allis shad)
Lineage: Eukaryota; Metazoa; Chordata; Actinopteri; Clupeiformes; Clupeidae
Gene: rilpl2
Product: Rab interacting lysosomal protein-like 2
Exons: 4
Coding region: 159-803 (214 amino acids)
Molecular function (GO): protein dimerization activity
Source: RefSeq, a predicted model, not a curated record